AUGGGGUUCUACAGGAACCGGCCAGACCUGGGAAGGGCAGAAAAUGCACUGAACUCACCCACGCCCAGGGGCUGCACCAGGAGCAGCGCAGGAGGAGGAGGAGGAGGAGGAUGCUUCCUCUCAGACCAGCUCUUUAAGUCCUCUUGUGUGCCCUCAGGGUUGGAGCUUGGCUGUCCUUGUGCCCCCCCUACCCCCCCAGUUGUGCUCAUCGGGGACUCCGGGGUGGGGAAGAGCAACCUGCUCUCACGCUUCACCCGCAACGAGUUCAACCUGGAGAGCAAGAGCACCAUCGGGGUGGAGUUUGCCACGAGGAGCAUCCAGGUGGACAACAAGACCGUGAAGGCUCAGAUCUGGGACACGGCCGGGCAGGAGCGGUACCGGGCCAUCACCUCAGCGUACUACCGGGGAGCGGUGGGAGCUCUGCUCGUCUACGACAUCGCCAAGUACCUGACGUACGAGAACGCCGAGCGCUGGCUGAAGGAGCUGCAGGACCACGCUGAUGCCAACAUCGUCAUCAUGCUGGUGGGCAACAAGAGCGACCUGCGGCACCUGCGGGCCGUGCCCACCGACGAGGCCAGGAGCUUUGCAGAAAAGAACGGGCUGUCCUUCCUCGAGACGUCUGCUCUGGACUCCACCAACGUGGAGACGGCUUUCCAUAACAUCCUCUCGGAGAUCUACCGCAUCGUGUCCCAGAGGCAGAUCACCGGCCAGCCGGAGUCCGAGUUCGGCCCCACCACGACCAUCGAGCCCAUCCGGGUGCUGCCCACGCAGCAGGAGGGCAGGCAGGCUCCCUGCUGCCAGAACAUCUGA
Molecule: messenger RNA, 810 nt
Organism: Opisthocomus hoazin
Lineage: Eukaryota; Metazoa; Chordata; Aves; Opisthocomiformes; Opisthocomidae
Source: RefSeq, a predicted model, not a curated record